This is a messenger RNA of Camelus dromedarius (Arabian camel), 4004 nucleotides long. RefSeq names its product neuregulin 2 (gene NRG2). Lineage: Eukaryota; Metazoa; Chordata; Mammalia; Artiodactyla; Camelidae. Gene Ontology annotation, molecular function: signaling receptor binding. The record is from RefSeq and is a predicted model, not a curated record. The coding region runs from base 218 to 2785 and encodes 855 amino acids. Gene Ontology annotation, biological process: animal organ development; nervous system development; intracellular signal transduction. The transcript has 11 exons.
CUGCGCGGCUCCGCGCUGCGCAUCGCGGCCCGCCUGCCGCCUACCGCCUGCCCCCUGCCCCCUGCCCUAGCUGGGCCACCUCCCCGGGCUGCGGGUGGAGGGCUACGAGGCGCUAACGUUACGCUGUUUCCGGUUUUCCAGCGGGUUUUGCUUCCCCUCCCAAGGCGGCGGCGGCGGCGGCGGCGGAGCGGCGGAGCCCCCCAAAUGGCCUGGCCAGAUGCGGCAGGUUUGCUGCUCAGCGCUGCCGCCGCCGCCACUGGAGAAGGCUCGGUGCAGCAGCUACAGCGACAGCAGCAGCAGCAGCAGCAGCGAGAGGAGCAGCAGCAGCAGCAGCAGCAGCAGCAGCAGCAGCAGCAGCGAGAGGAGCAGCAGCAGCAGGAGCAGCAGCAACAGCAACAGCAACAGCAGCAUCUCCCGUCCCGCUGCGCCCCCAGAGCUGCGGCGGCCGCAACAGCCGCAGCCCCGCAGCCCCGCAGCCCGGAGAGCCGACGCCCGCUCGGGAGCCGCAGCCGCCGGCGGCAUGAGGCGCGACCCGGCCCCCGGCUUCUCUAUGCUGCUCUUCGGUGUGUCGCUCGCCUGCUACUCGCCUAGCCUCAAGUCGGUGCAGGACCAGGCGUACAAGGCACCGGUGGUGGUGGAGGGCAAGGUACAGGGGCUGGCCCCGGCUAGCGGCUCCAGCUCCAACAGCACUCGCGAGCCGCCCGCUUCGGGUCGGGUGGCGCUGGUGAAGGUGUUGGACAAGUGGCCGCUCCGGAGCGGGGGACUGCAGCGCGAGCAGGUGAUCAGCGUGGGCUCCUGUGCGCCGCUCGAAAGGAACCAGCGCUACAUCUUUUUCCUGGAGCCCACGGAGCAACCCUUAGUCUUUAAGACAGCCUUUGCCCCCCUCGACACCAACGGCAAAAACCUCAAGAAAGAGGUGGGCAAGAUCCUGUGCACUGACUGCGCCACCCGGCCCAAGCUGAAGAAGAUGAAGAGCCAGACGGGACAGGUGGGUGAGAAGCAAUCACUGAAGUGUGAGGCAGCAGCCGGUAACCCCCAGCCCUCCUACCGCUGGUUCAAGGAUGGCAAGGAGCUCAACCGCAGCCGCGACAUUCGCAUCAAGUAUGGCAACGGCAGAAAGAACUCACGACUACAGUUCAACAAGGUGAAGGUGGAGGACGCUGGGGAGUACAUCUGCGAGGCCGAGAACAUCCUGGGGAAGGACACCGUCAGGGGCCGGCUCUUCGUCAACAGCGUGAGCACCACCCUGUCAUCCUGGUCGGGGCACGCCCGGAAGUGCAACGAGACAGCCAAGUCCUAUUGUGUCAAUGGAGGUGUCUGCUACUACAUCGAGGGCAUCAACCAGCUCUCCUGCAAGUGUCCUGUGGGAUACACCGGGGACAGGUGUCAGCAGUUCGCAAUGGUCAACUUCUCCAAGCACCUUGGAUUUGAACUAAAGGAAGCUGAGGAGCUGUACCAGAAGAGGGUCCUCACUAUCACUGGCAUCUGCGUGGCCCUGCUGGUCGUGGGCAUCGUCUGCGUGGUGGCCUACUGCAAGACCAAAAAACAGCGGAAGCAGAUGCACAACCACCUUCGGCAGAAUAUGUGCCCGGCCCACCAGAACCGGAGCUUGGCCAACGGGCCCAGUCACCCCCGGCUGGACCCUGAGGAGAUCCAGAUGGCAGACUAUAUCUCCAAGAAUGUGCCAGCCACAGACCAUGUCAUCCGGAGGGAAACGGAGACCACCUUCUCUGGGAGUCACUCCUGCUCUCCUUCCCACCACUGCUCCACAGCCACGCCCACCUCCAGCCACAGGCAUGAGAGCCACACGUGGAGCCUGGAACGUUCUGAGAGCCUGACCUCUGACUCCCAAUCGGGCAUCAUGCUGUCAUCAGUGGGCACCAGCAAGUGCAACAGCCCAGCGUGUGUGGAGGCCCGGGCACGGCGGGCAGCAGCCUACAGCCUGGAGGAGCAGCGCAGGGCUGCUGCGCCACCUUACCACGAUUCCAUAGACUCCCUGCGGGACUCCCCUCACAGCGAGAGGUACGUAUCGGCCCUGACCACGCCCGCACGCCUCUCUCCCGUGGACUGCCAUUACUCGCUGGCCACUCAGGUGCCGACUUUCGAGAUUACGUCCCCCAACUCGGCGCACGCCGUGUCGCUGCCGCCCGCCGCGCCCUUCAGCUACCGCCUGGCGGAGCAGCAGCCGCUCCUGCGGCACCCGGCGCCCCCAGGUCCGGGCCCGGGGCCAGGCGCGGACAUGCAGCGCAGCUACGACAGCUACUACUACCCCGCGGCGGGGCCGGGGCCGCGGCGCGGGGCCUGCGCACUCGGCGGCAGCCUGGGCAGCCUGCCCGCCAGCCCCUUCCGCAUCCCCGAGGACGACGAGUACGAGACCACGCAGGAGUGCGCGCCCCCGCCGCCGCCGCGGCCACGCGCCCGCGGCGCGUCUCGCAGGACGUCCGCGGGGCCCCGGCGCUGGCGCCGCUCGCGCCUCAACGGGCUGGCGGCGCAGCGCGCACGCGCGGCACGGGACUCGCUGUCGCUGAGCAGCGGCUCGGGAGGCGGCUCGGCCUCCGCCUCGGACGACGACGCAGACGACGCGGACGGGGCUCUGGCGGCCGAGAGCACGCCUUUCCUCGGCCUGCGCUCGGCGCACGACGCGCUGCGCUCGGACUCGCCGCCGCUGUGCCCGGCGGCCGACAGCAGGACUUACUACUCCCUGGACAGCCACAGCACGCGGGCCAGCAGCAGACACAGCCGCGGGCCGCCCCCGCGGGCCAAGCAGGACUCGGCGCCCCUUUAGGGCCCCCGCCGCCCGCCGCCCCCUCCGCCUCGCCUGCCCCACUGUCUUUAAGGAGAACAGAGACCGCCGACUAGAGAGAGAAAAGAGGAAAAAAAGAAAUAAAAAUAUUUUUAUUUUCUAUAAAAGGAAAAAGGUAUAACAAAAUGUUUUAUUUUCAUUUUAGCAAAAAUUGUCUUAUAAUACUAGCUAACGGCAAAGACGUUUUUAUAGGGAAACUAUUUAUAUGUAACAUCCUGAUUUACAGCUUCGGAAAAAAAAAAAAGAAACAACAAAAAAGAGAUGGGCCAAUUUUUUGACUCUUUAAUAGAAACCUAUAUUGUGGUGCCUUUUGCUGUACGCUAAUCUGGAGCUCCUGGAGAGAAGUCUGGGUUGCGGGGUGGGGGGAAUGUAGGAUCCUGAGCUGGGGGCUGGGGCAGGGGGUGGUGAGAGAAAGCGGGAGAGAAGAGGCUGUGGGGUUUGGGGUCAGGUGGGGGCGAGGCGGGGCAGGGGGCUAGGGCAGGGCUAGGGGGGCGCCCAGGAAGGAAAUGAGGUCCGGAGUAGCUUUACCCCCGUGCAAGAUCUGCAAGUCCUGGGUCCCCUGAGGAGAGAGUGAGGAUCCUAGGCUUGGAGCUAGAGUUGGGGUCAGGUAACCUCCAGGGGAAGACUAAGGCCCAGCGACAGCAAUCAGAAUGGGGAGGGGGCCUCCCCGCUCCUCACUGCUGCUAAGGGAGGGGGCACUGAGAAAGAGGUCUUCCCAACAGCCCCAGCCCCGGGGAGGGGGUAGCUCUGCCAGGGCCCCAAUGUUCGCGGCUCCUCCUCCUUCAUGGCCUCCAGGACGCCCCUCCGUCCUCUGCAGCACCUUCGUUUACAGGUCGUCUUUUCUAUUUUAUGCCUGCAUGUCCUUUGCAUUUCAGAUUCUUUAGAUUGGAUGCAUGGUCACGCUGGGACCGAGAAGAGCCACUCGACGGUGUAUUUGAUUUCCCUUUUAGCAAUAAAGUAACACCAUGUCGUUCUCACAGCUCCACUCCCAGCUCCCAGCCCACUUACGACUUCCACUCCCUCUCCAGCCCUGUCCUCCCUGCCCCCCAAAACUGGGUCCACUGCUAAUUUGUCAAAAAGGUAAUUGUUUAAAAAAAAAAUUCUAAAAAACAAAUGGGAACCCUGCCCCCUGAAAUGUCCAAACACCUGACUGUUGACACUUGAACAUUUUUAUAUUAUAAAUAAAAUCAGAAAUAACUCA